Messenger RNA from Ipomoea nil (Japanese morning glory), 961 nucleotides. RefSeq names its product histidine-containing phosphotransfer protein 1-like. Gene Ontology annotation, biological process: cytokinin-activated signaling pathway; phosphorelay signal transduction system; phosphorylation. The record is from RefSeq and is a predicted model, not a curated record. Gene Ontology annotation, molecular function: protein histidine kinase binding; histidine phosphotransfer kinase activity. The transcript has 6 exons. Gene Ontology annotation, cellular component: nucleus; cytoplasm. NCBI's taxonomy places the organism in Eukaryota, Viridiplantae, Streptophyta, Magnoliopsida, Solanales, Convolvulaceae. Bases 279 to 737 code for a protein of 152 amino acids.
UGGUAACUGCUUGAAUUGCAUGCAUGUAAUAAGUAUUUAUGUUAUUACCCAAAUGAGCGAAAUCUCAUUGAAUGUCUGGAAUUGUUGGAAUUUGUAAUAAGGUUGUCAAUUAUGGAAAUUCAAUUAUAACCUUAAUCGCACAACAAUUACCCAAACAUAUCGAAAUUCCUCUUCAACGCAUACAAAAAAGGCCCUGCAAGUCAAUCUGCAAAGACUGAAAAGAGAGUUUUUCAGUUUUAAUUUCACCCUCUGCCAAAUUGCCAAGUAGCAAAUCCGCCAUGGACGUUGUACCUCAGCUGCAGAAACAAUUUGUGGACCUCAUAGCUUCUCUGUAUCAUGAGGGCUUUUUGGAUGAUCAGUUUCUGCAGCUUCAGAAACUGCAGGAUGACAGAAACCCAGACUUCGUGGCUGAGGUGGUUUCACUUUUCAUUGAAGAUUCUGAGAUGCUUAUUAGCAAUCUGGCCAAAGCUCUUCAGCAGCCAGUUGUAGACUAUAACCAGGUUGAGGCCCAUGUUCACCUGUUCAAGGGAAGAAGUUCCAGCAUAGGUGCACAAAGAGUUAAGAAUGUGUGUGUAUCUUUCAGAAACUUUUGCAAUGAGAAGAACCUUGAUGGGUGUGUGCAAUGCCUGCAACUUGUGAAAAAUGAAUUCUUUGUUGUGAAGAACAAAUUCGAAACUUUACUCAAGCUCGAGCAGCAAAUCUUGGCCGCUGGUGGGAAAAUUCCUAUUCUGCCAUAAGUUCGUUACAUUGACGUAAAGGCCUAUCUGGGCAUACUGGAGGGGGGAUGUUACAAAUAACUUUUAUACUUCUGAUAGAGGUAUAAGGAAUUGCUAUAGAGGAAACAGGCGAUAAACCGAAUAAAACCUUCUUCUUCUUCCAUAUACUGUUAUAUCAGCUGAUACAUACUCUUUGCAUUUUGAACUUGGUUGAUAUCAUUGGCAGCUUACUUUAUGGUUGAUUA